AUGAAAUUGGACAAAUUCAGGACCGUUAUACUUGUAUGUACCUAUGUCUGGUACCUAGCAGCGGAUACGCAACUCUUCGCUCUGGGGUUACUAGUUUGCGUGGUAUGCCGUCGUCCAGGCUCGCAGGUGCUGGUGAUUGGCGCGCUGGCCGUCGCUUCGCUAGUGAUACCCGCUGCGCACACAUACUUCCAGGACUUCGAUGCGGUGUCUUAUCAGUCUCCCGAAAUGUUCCGUACCUUAUACAAGAAUUACGACACGUUCCGCACAAUGUACAUCGGUGCUCACACUAACCUGUCCACCUUCAUCGUCGGCCUCGCUGGAGGCCUUCUGGCCUUCCACUGGCUCAAGAACGAGAAGGCCUUCUCUGAGAAGUUCAAGAGACACCGCUGGGUUGUGUGGCUGGUCGUCCCGUUCAGCUUCGUCUGCGUAUUGUCCAGCACCGUCCUCUACACGGAUGGGUACGAGCCGUCGAUGACGACCAAGCUCCUCUUCGCUGUCCUGAGGAAGCCCGCCAUGCAGCUGCUUACUAUUGUGAUUCUGAUGGGGUGCAUCUUUAAGGCAGAAGACAUAGUUCGUGGCCUUCUCGAAUGGCGUGGGUUCACCUGGAUAGCACGAGUCUCGUACAGCGCAUUCCUGAUACACACGAUCAUUCAACGCGGUUUGAUCGGUACACAGAGGCUCCCGAUCUUCGCAACUGACAUUUUCCUGGUAAUGAUCCUUGCAGCGACAGCCUUCCUGUCGCUAGCCGGAGCAGCAAUCCUGUGGGUGACAGUAGAGGCUCCCCUAGCUACUGUAGUCAAAAACAUAUUCGUCCCAGCCAAGACAGAACUAGUACGUGCGGAGACAGCGGAAGAGACUACUAAGGUGUAA
Cydia amplana is the source of this 870-nucleotide messenger RNA. RefSeq lists its product as uncharacterized. The transcript has 6 exons. Lineage: Eukaryota; Metazoa; Arthropoda; Insecta; Lepidoptera; Tortricidae. The record is from RefSeq and is a predicted model, not a curated record. Bases 1 to 870 code for a protein of 289 amino acids.